Molecule: messenger RNA, 4479 nt
Organism: Polypterus senegalus (gray bichir)
Lineage: Eukaryota; Metazoa; Chordata; Cladistia; Polypteriformes; Polypteridae
Product: NACHT, LRR and PYD domains-containing protein 3-like
Cellular component (GO): cytoplasm
Molecular function (GO): protein binding
Source: RefSeq, a predicted model, not a curated record
UUCUUACAUAGAGCAUCAGUAUUGGCAGUCCAGUCCACUGUUGGUGAUUCUUGGAGACAAAUGUGUAUAUGACCGCUUGAUGACUGCAUGCCCACACUGCAUAUUCUUCUAAAAAUGAGCUAUACAAGAUUUGUCUAAUGUUGCCUAUUUUUUCUUUCCCUAUUUUUCCUUUCAUUGCUUUGCUUUGACUCCAUGGGUCAAGUAUUUUGUAUCACAGACACACCAUAGCUGAACAGUAACUCAAAAAUACCAAAUUAAGCCACAAAAUACUGGCCAUUAGCUUAACAUUUAACACUGAUUUAACUUCUUUGAAGCCAGUACAUCAUCUCAACAAAAAUCUUGGUUACAGCAAUAUCAUGGGUAAGGUCCCUGUCUACAGCACAAGACUUGGCUCUUCUGCUGUGUCCAAUAGGCUUAGUAAGGAGAAAAGGCUCAAAGUCUGAACAGUCAGUGAGUUCUAGCCAAAGAGAAAUGAGUUGUUAGCCAAUGUGACAGACAGAUAACUAGCAUUUCAUUUACCAGUUUAUUCAAAUAUUUUAAUGUCAAAUAAAUUAUAACGUUUUAUAUAUGCCUUGUCUCCUCUCUGUAUCCAAAUUGUUCAAGCAAGUUCUUUGUUAUACAUGAGCUUUGCUCUGUAUUGAAAUUGGCCACUUCAAGUUUACAAUUCUUUAUUAGAAAACUCUUACAGUAUCAGAUAGUCCUAGUACAAACUGUUUUUUAUAUGUAUGUUUGUAUAAAUAUAGGUUAAAUAUGUGAAACUAGGUAAGGACAAAAAAAAAAAAAAUGAUAAAAUUCAAACCAUUUGCUGCUGCAUGAGCCUCUGUCCCUCAGCUAUGUCACUGUACCAGUUCUCUCUCACAUGUAUUUUCUUUCCACAGUCCUUGCCUUAUGUAAAAUACAUUUUGAUGAAAAGGAACUUGGGGAUAUUGAAGCCUUGAGUGCCACUCAGGACAGACGUCUAGUUCUUUCUACAUGGCUCAAGAUAUCCAUUCGACAAAAAAGAAACCUGGAGCAGCAUCCUCAUACAGAAGACGACCUGAUAAAGAAGUCGCUGCUCUGUCAGGUUUGACGCAGGUAUUCUCUGAAGUUAUAAAAACAUUCUCACAUGAAGAUCUCCUCAAAAUUACUGAGUACUAUAAGCCCUACCUGGUCUAUGUAAUUGAGUAUGAUAUCACUAGUAUCCUGCAGAACCUGGUCACCAAGGACAUCCUGACUAAUGAUCAGGCAAAGAAAUUCAAACUCAAAGAAGUGUCCAGGGGACAAACAGGUGUGGAGUUUUUUAUCAAUGAUGUGAUGAAGAUGGACAGAGUAGUGCUGGUCAGCCUGUGGAAGGCACUGGCUGAAGAAAUAGUGAGAUUUCCAUCCCCCAAUCUGACAAAAAUACUUGAGGAGGUGACAAAGGGAGGUCCAUUUCUCUUGCAAGAGAUUCAGGCCAGUCUCCAGCCCCUUUCAAUUAAGACUCACAUUAAAGGCCUCCAUGAGACACACAGAGGUGCUGUGUCUGAAUCAACAGAAACACUGGAGAAUCAGACAUCUCCUGGAGAUCCAUGCACCAGAUCUGUUGUUUUUGAGACUCGGUACACAGAGCUGAUGGUUAUUAAUCAGUACAAAAGAACCUACAAUGAAACUCAGCAUGAACUUCUGAAGACUGGGCAGACUCAUGCAGAGCUAGUGGAGAAGCGAACAAAGGAGAAAUGUGAGCGAAUCUGGACAGAGCAACUUUUCAGAAGGAGUCCUGGAAGUGAGACUUCUCCUCAUGUUGUAGUGGUCAGUGGAGUGGCUGGAAUUGGGAAGACCACCAUGGUUCAGAAAAUCAUGUUUGACUGGGCCAGAGGCAUCCAGUACCACAGAUUUGCAUUUGUGUUCCUAUUUAAAUUCAGGGAUCUAAAUCUUUUAGAUACAGAGAAUGAGCCACAAAUGCCUCUGACCAGGCUCAUUGUGAGACAUUAUAAAUAUCUUAAUGACCCAAGACUGAUAAACAUCCUGCAGAAACCUGAAUCGCUCCUCUUUAUACUUGAUGGCCUAGAUGAAUAUAAACACAAACUGGACUUUAAUCAAACACGUCUGUGUACAAAACUCGAUGACUAUGUUCCUGUUCACACCCUUCUCGUCAGUUUGGUGUGUGGAAAGUUACUGAAGGGCUGUUCUAUCCUGAUCACAACCAGGCCAACAGCUCUGGAGUCCUUAGACAUGGAGAGAGUUGAUCGAUAUGCAGAGAUCCUGGGUUUCUUCCCCGAACAAAGGCUGAUGUACUUUAAGAAGUUCUUUGGUGACUCAGCUUUAGGCACUGAAGCUUUUCAGUAUGUGGAAGAGAAUGCCAUCCUGUACACCAUGUGUUUCAAUCCUUCGUAUUGUUGGAUUAUCUGUUCUGUGCUGAAAAGCCACUUCAUGACACCUGAAGAAAAGCGAGGAGCUGCUCCCAGAACUGUAACUGAGCUCUUUGUGCUGUUCCUUAAAAAUAUCCUCACCAAUCACAAGCGGGAAGCGGAUGACCAACAAGGGAUUCUUGUUAAACUUGGAAAGAUGGCUUAUUAUGGGGUAGCUAACAAGGUUCUUGUAUUUUAUGACAAGUUUGAGAUGUUUACCUUUGGCCUCCGUCCAGUCCUGUCCACUCCAUUUCUUUCUGGGUUUCUCAAAGAAAUCCUGCAGCGAGAAAGCACUCUGGAGUACACAACAUACACGUUCUUCCACCUCACCCUGCAGGAAUUCAUGGCAGCCUGCUACUUUUACCUUGAUCCAUCAGAGGGCAAUAAGGAGAUGCUUGUGAAACUGGACUCCUGUGAAGAUGGCCGAUUUGAGAUCUUCAUUCGAUUCCUGGCAGGACUCGCUAGGUAUUCUGUGUUUAAAACACUGGAUGGAAUUCUGGGGAAGUUUGAGAUAAAGACAGCCAAGAGCAUUCUGGAAUGGGCGAAGCAGAAAGCUGAACGCAGCGCUACGGGGCCAGAUAAAAAUGAAGCACUACGAGUGUGUCAGUGGCUGUAUGAGACCCAGAAUAACAAACUAAUCAGAGACGCCAUUGGAACAGAUUUAAAGAUGGACUUUAGUGAAUCAACUGUAUCACCUCUGGACUGUGCUGUGCUGGGCUCUGUCAUCAGCUGCUGUGGUGAACUUCAGGAGCUUAUAUUGUCACAAUCUCAUCUCACUGCAGAAGGCAUUAGGAGACUACUGCCAGGUCUCAUUUUCUGUGAACAAGCCAGUCUUUUCUCAUGUAGCCUCACUUCUAGAUGUUGUGAGGUUCUCUCUUCUGCUCUCUCUGCUGAACAAUCUCGUCUGACUAGCCUGGAUUUGGGCUGCAAUAACCUGAAGGAUGCAGGAAUGUGUCUGCUGUGUGAGGGGCUGAGGAGUGCAAACUGUAAAUUAGAGACACUGGGGUUGCAGGCAUGUGGCCUCACCUCUGGAUGUUGUGACGCUCUCUCAUUGGCUUUCUGUGCUGACAACACACACCUUAAAGAGCUGGAUCUGGGAGAAAAUAAACUGGAGGAUUCAGGAAUGCACCUGCUAUGUGAGGGACUGAGGAAUCCAAAUUGUACAUUAAAGGAACUGAGGCUCUACUCAUGUGGUCUCACCUCCGGAUGUUGUGAGGCUCUUGCAUCAGUUCUCUCUAGUAAAGACUCACACUUGGUUUAUCUGGAACUGAGAAAAAAUAAUCUGGAGGAUUUAGGAGUGAUUAAACUCUGUGAGGGGAUAAGAAGCCCAAACUCAAAAUUAGACUCAGUGUGGCUAAUGUCAACUGGUCUCACAUCUAAAUGUUGUGAGGCCCUUUCCUUGGCUCUCUCAGUGGAACACUCACAACUAAUGGAGCUGUUUCUGGAGGACAAUAACCUGGGAGAUUCAGGAGUGCAUCUGCUGUGUGAGGGGCUGAAGAGUCCAAACUGUAAAGUGGAGAUGCUAAGGCUGUCAUCAUGUGGUCUCACCUCUGGAUGUUGUGAAGCUCUGUCCUCGGCUAUCUCUGUUGAAUACUCGCAACUGACCGAGUUGGAGCUGAAUGACAAUCAGCUAGAGGAUUCAGGAGUGCAUCAUCUGUGUGACGGGCUAAGGAACAAAAACUGUAAAUUAGAGACAUUGUGGUUACAGUCAUGUGGUCUCACUGCUCAGUGCUGUGAAGCUCUCUCCUCAGCUUUCUCAUCUGAACACUCACAUCUGACUGACUUGUGGCUAGAAAACAAUAACCUGGAGGAUUCAGGAAUGCAUCUGCUGUGUGAGGGGCUAAGGAACAAAAUCUGUACAUUAAAAACACUGGGGAUCAGUAACACUGGCAUCAGUGAGGAUGAGAAAAGGAACAUGAAGACACUAGAGGAGGAGCUGAACAGAGCUGGACGGCAGAUGGAAAUAAAAACAUGAGACCACCAGCUUUGGCACUUCUCCUCAGCUCGCUGUAGUUGUUGUUGAAAAUCACACUUAAAAUAUUUCUCUAUUCAAAAUUGUGGUUUUACUUAACAUUUUUUAAAAAUAAACAUUACAUUUCAUUGAUUUUGAAAA